AUGACCAGAGAGAUUCCAUCCUACACGACAAAUUGUGAUGCCAAGAUACUGCGCAUUUUUUUAAUAAGACAUGGCCAAACUGCUGAAAACUCCAAAAAGAUUCUACAGGGACAUCUUGACACUAAUUUGAAUGAAACUGGCGAGGAACAGGCUCAGAAACUGGGCCAGUACCUGUCGCAAGAUAGGGGCAUCAAAUUUGACCAAGCUUUUAGCAGUGACUUGAAGCGGUGCCAACAAACGCUGGCAAAAGCACUAGAGCAAUACCCUGCUAAAGAGAGGCCCGACGUGGUUCUUGACGCGGGUCUGAGAGAACGUUCGAUGGGGGAAAUCCAGGGCAUGUUUUUAAGCGAUGCUGAGGCCUAUGCUACCAAGCACGGAAAGGCCUCAUUCCGAGACUUUGGUGAAAAGCCUGACGCUUUCGAGCGUCGACUAACACAAACCGUCUCUAACAUUGCAAAAAGCUGUGCGGACUCUCAGAAUAUCGCCAUCAUGAGCCAUGGCGGAUCGAUUCGCCAAUUGCUAAAAUGGUUCAACUACACCGAGCACGACAUGCACCGUAUCAUUGUGUUCAACACAUCAGUCACCAUAAUCGAUUACGUCAAGGACUCCCAUCAAUUCGAAGUGAAGCGGGUCGGAAACACGCAACAUUUGGGUGACGGUGAGUUCAUAGUGAGUGAUUUGCGGUUACGCUAG
Messenger RNA from Lachancea nothofagi CBS 11611, 693 nucleotides. The record is from the annotation of a GenBank genome assembly. NCBI's taxonomy places the organism in Eukaryota, Fungi, Ascomycota, Saccharomycetes, Saccharomycetales, Saccharomycetaceae.